AUGCAUAUAAAGAAGUGGUUAAAGAAGAACUGGACCGCAGUGAGGCGGAAGAGUAGCGAAAGCGAUUCGGUCGACAGCGGCGGAAAAGGACAGACGACAAAUUCCUACGGAUGUGUUGCCAUUGAGGAUGAUGCGGUCGGCAUUCCCCUCGGCGUGAGCGGCCGAACCAAGAGUGUGGAAACCAUGACUGCUGCCGAAUUCGCUAGAGCUGUCGGCAUCACUGUUCUCGUUGAAUCGGACUCGCAGGACGACGACGAUUUUGCGCCAUAUACCCUUGAGAGCCCCUUCGGCGCUACUCCGGCUGAUACGAAACCUGCUGAUGCGAGCUCUCCGACACAGCUCGGGCGGUCGUUCUCCUUCCCGCAACCUUCCGCGCUGUGUUCUGAUGCAAGAUCGCACACCAUCACGUCGCUAACGACCUUGAGUUCGAGAAGAUAUAAUAUCCCCUCCGUUCUUGAUACCUCGAUGUUUGGACCUCCGACGUCCCCUCUUCCCUCGACUCCAAAACAUGCCCUCCUAUCCGCCGCCAAUCAGAAACGGCACUCUCGAAGCCCAUCCCUGCCCGCAUCACCGUCACUUCGCACGCUUCAACUUUCGUCGGUCGCUUACGAAGAGCCGCCCAUCUCGCCAAGAACCCGGUCGAAAAGCAUCCCCUCCUUCCCGCUUCCAGCCGAUUCGCCGACAUCAUCGAGGGUGGUGCAGGUGACGAGUAAAGGACGCUUUACACUUACGAGAGAGCAGUCCGAUCAUUUCACCGCUCGACAAAAUCAUACCUAUCCCGCUCACAAGCGUCAUAAUAGUACGACUAGCAGGUUCCGGCUGGGAAAACUCGUCGGCAACACGUGGGAGGAUAUGUCCGUCGGCGUACCGAGCGUACCGACGACGACGGUUGCGUUUGCUGAUCUCGCGAAAAGAGGGACGGUGAAAACUGUUGAUAGUGGGGUGUUUCCAUAG
Molecule: messenger RNA, 954 nt
Organism: Fimicolochytrium jonesii
Lineage: Eukaryota; Fungi; Chytridiomycota; Chytridiomycetes; Spizellomycetales; Powellomycetaceae
Exons: 1
Coding region: 1-954 (317 amino acids)
Source: RefSeq, a predicted model, not a curated record